Messenger RNA from Eimeria maxima, 2615 nucleotides. RefSeq lists its product as hypothetical. The record is from RefSeq and is a predicted model, not a curated record. NCBI's taxonomy places the organism in Eukaryota, Apicomplexa, Conoidasida, Eucoccidiorida, Eimeriidae. The annotation marks the transcript as partial. The transcript has 11 exons.
AUGUAUUCUCCAGCUUCUUUCGAGGAGGUCAUCUUCUUCAACGCGCCACAAGAAUGCCGUGUAAUCGUCGUCACGAUGAGGAAGGCUUUGAGUCAAUUCUUCGGCAUUAACCGAAUCACCCCGCUCGGCACAGGCCAGCCUUUGCUCAUGAUCGUGGCUGGGAUUUCAAGUCCAUCUGGAGAGAUGUGUCUGCAGGAGUUGUGGAAGACGAACCCGAAGACUCAAAUCGUCAGCGCUCUGAGCAAUCCCCCGCUGUGCGUGGUGCUGCAGGGAGGCGAUACGUCUGAUGGAGGCGAGAUAAUCUUAUCCAAGUGUUCGCGGGCUUUAGAAGAAGGCGACGGGAGAUCGGGCUGGUCCUUUCAGGGCAAUUCACAGCUACGGAUCGGCAAGGCAGGCUCCUGGUGUUUAACGCAAAAGAACGUCAACGGUUCUUCCGCUGGCUUUGCCGACAUAGUUGCCAGCACAGGAGCAACAGCAGAGUCCUCCAGCAACGCUGAUGAGGCACACGGGCCUCAGAAAGCUAUAGAUAGAGACACAGACACUUCGUGGGCCUCUGAGCUAUUCGAAGAGCCAGACGAAUACCCAGUCACCCUCGACGUCAACUUGGGGAAAGUGAUGCGGCUUGCAGCCACAAGGAUUCACUGGGAGCAACCGGCCUUGGCAUACACGGUGCAAGUCAGCGUAGACGGCAUGACAUAUAUGGAUGUCGUUCAGAACGACGCGAAUCCGUCUGUGUCUACCAAAGACCCCAUGGACGGUGUUGCUGCUUCCAUAGUCCGCAUCCGCAUGCAGCGGCCGCACCCGCGUCUGGGGAAGGUUGAGGAGAAGUACCGCUACGCAAUCAAGGAGAUCAGCAUCCUCGCCAACAAGCUCGAAUCCGCAAUCGGCGACUGCAGGGAAUCAGCCAACUCGGACGAUGCGCGCGACAAGUAUUUCAUUUCUUACGUCACAGGGGUCGACCCAGCCUUUGUGCAAAAAACCGCAAAGCUGGGUGUUGACGUCAUUGCCAAGAUGAAGAACCUCCAGCAGCUGGCGGCAAAUGUUGAAGAACGCUUCACAGAAAUGGAAGAGUGCAGGGAUGACAAAAAACAACAGAAACAACACAUCGCGACACUCCGCCACGACGCCGGCCGUCUUCUCUCCAGCUUUCAAACUGCAACAGAAAAGCCAAAGGCCUAUUCGGUUCAUCAACUGCUCCCAGGUGACGGGGAGGAACAUCCUGCCCUCGACUGCUACUGGAUCAAGCAGAAGACCCCGCAUGCAAUUUCGGGCUUUUACUGGUAUUUCGGGAUUCCGAUAUUCCUCGUGCUGAAAAUCGUCCCGCCGGCCUCCUUGCCUCUGUUGCCGACAUCCGGAAAGCGUGCGGCUCCACGAUUGGCUGCUGCUGCAGGAGUUAACUUGGAGGGAGGAGAAGGCAUUCCCAUAGCCUACGAUCUGGGGUGCAGCUACGGUGCCUGCAGUUCAACUUUUCACGAUUUGUUUGACGGCACGACGGAUCUCACCGGCCUGGUGCUUGCGUUUGCGUCUGCUUACAGCAGCGCGACGGCAACCUCAGACACCGCAGACAGCAGCAGCGCGCCACCUGUCUUUGGAUCUGAAGGCCUGUACUCAGAACGCAGCGGCAUCUGCAGGGCAGCAGUUCACGCGGGAAUCAUUGGAGAUGGCGGAGUGUUCACUGCCUCCAUCGAAUCUCCUCUUCUCUCAUUCGAGGGAUCGAAGCAAAAUGGCGUGGAGUCUAAGUCCCUUGAGCUGUCGUCAGGAGAGGCAACAAGAAGUAUGCGCCUAUCCAAGAUUACCGAGGUAUCGCGCUUCUUUUUUUCUUCCCUUUACGUCCGUGUGUCUCAAGAGAUGGAUGCACGCAUACAGGAGUGCCCAGAAGGCCCCACAGGGCAGUCCGCUACCUCUCCCUCUGUUCUGGGGGCGCCUCUGACUUCGUUUGUGGAACUGACGACUCGCGUCCUCUCGGAAUCUCCCGCUGCAGCACCUCCGGCCUAUGAUCCUGCCCUGGAGGAAGCGUCAGAGGCGGCUAAGGACCGCAUCUCAUCCGCAGCGGCGGCAACGCAGCUGGAGAAUGUGCGCGAAGAGCUGCAACAUCUGGAAGAGACACACGCAGCGCAGCAGGGAUUUCAAGACUAUGAGCUGAAGCCGCUUGAGACGACGUUCGAACACGAAUUCACAGUGGAGGAUAGUCCGUACACGCGAGACGGUCCCAGCCACUGGGGCUUUGCUCUACUCGUUGCAAAACACCAAAAUGUCUUCGGACAAUCAUCGCCCAUUCGCGGAUUCGCCGAAGUGGAGGGAACAUUUGCUCUCCUCAAACAGCGAAAAUUUUACGACUUCAUCCUACGCGUGCAGUUCCUACCGAUGGGCAGCGGGAGUGUGGGAAUUGGGUUUCGGAUGAAGGAUAGGGAAAACGGGUUUUUGCUGCUGAUGCAGCAAAAGAGUGGCAGCAAGAAGUUGGUUCGUCUGGAGAAGGGAAAGCUCCAUACAAUUGCAGAACGCAAGGACGGCGGCUUCGUACAGGGCAUUUGGCACAAAGUCCGAAUUCAGGCGGCCGCGGGCCACUUGAAGGUCUGCAUGGGGCAGGAGGGAGAAGAAGAGGCAGAAGUUCUGAA